AUGUGGUUUUCUUCAAUAUUUUUAAUUUUAAUUUUUAUUCCAUUAAUUAAUUCUGCUGGGUUUAUUGGAAGACUACAAUCAACAGGAGCUAUUGGUAGAGUAACAUGUAACGGUAAUCCAUAUAAUGGUGCUUUGGUAAAACUUUUUGAUGAAGAUGACUUAGAUAUUGAUGAUUUGAUAGCUGAAACUAAAAGUGACAUGAAUGGUGAUUUUAAGGUACAAGGUUCACACAGAGAGAUUACAUCUAUUGAUCCAAAAGUUGUAUUAUUUCAUAAUUGUAAUGAAUUUAUUGCAAUAUGUUCAAGAAAAAUAACAUUAAAAAUUCCUGAUAGUUAUAUAACAUCUGGAUCCACACCAUCAAGAAUUUAUGAUAUUGGAACAUUAGAGUUAUCAGGAAAAUUUGAAGGUGAAGAAAGAGACUGUUUUCAUUAA
This is a messenger RNA of Strongyloides ratti, 432 nucleotides long. RefSeq names its product Transthyretin-like family-containing protein. The record is from RefSeq and is a predicted model, not a curated record. Bases 1 to 432 code for a protein of 143 amino acids. NCBI's taxonomy places the organism in Eukaryota, Metazoa, Nematoda, Chromadorea, Rhabditida, Strongyloididae. The transcript is spliced from 2 exons. Gene Ontology annotation, cellular component: cell surface.